AUGGGCACCUCCGUGGGACCCCAGGACACAGAGGCUCAGCCCUGCAAACCUGCAGCCCACCUCACGGCUGCUGAGAGGCUGUGGGGAAAUGGGUCCCGGCUGGUGACUGAGUUCGUGCUGGUGGGAUUCUCCCACCUGCCCCACCUGAGGAUCACCCUCUUCACGCUCUUCUUCCUCACCUACCUGGUCACCCUCAGUGGCAACGCCACCAUCAUCACCGUCAUCCAGGCGGACCGGACCCUGCACACGCCCAUGUACCGCUUUCUGGCGUUGCUGUCUCUCUCGGAGACCUGCUACACGCUAGUCACUAUCCCCAAUAUGCUGGCCCACCUGCUGACGGAGCGCCACGCCAUCUCCGUGCCGGCGUGUCGGGCCCAGAUGUUCUUCUUUUUGGGCUUGGGAUGCAGCCACUGCUUCCUCCUCACCCUCAUGGGCUAUGACCGUUACGUGGCCAUCUGCUGUCCCCUGAGGUACUCGGUGGUCAUGAGACCCACCGUCUGCCUCUGCCUGGGGGCCGUGGUUUUCUGCUCCGGGUUCUCGGUGGCCAUGAUCGAGACCUGCAUGAUCUUCUCCUCCCCCUUCUGCCGCGGAUCCCGCGUGGAACACUUCUUCUGUGACAUCGCCCCCGUGCUCAGACUCAGCUGCACGCAGAGCACAGGCCGGGCCCUGGGCAUCUUCUUCCUGAGCGUCCUCGUGGUGCUGGCCUCCUUCCUGCUCAUCCUGCUGUCCUACGCCUUCAUCGUGGCCACCAUCCUGAGGAUGCCCUCGGCCACCAGCCGCCACAAGGCCUUCUCCACCUGCGCGGCCCACCUCACCGUGGUCCUGGUGCACUUCGGCUGUGCCGGGGUCAUCUACCUGCGACCGGAUUCUGGGGCCCAUCCCGAGCGGGACCGCCUGGUGGCCGUGUUCUACACCGUGGUGACUCCGCUGCUGAACCCCGUGGUGUACACCCUGCGCAACAGGGAAGUGAGGGUGGCCCUCAGGAGGACGCUGGCCCGUGGCUGCGGGGCUGAGCAGAGAGGACCCGCUGACCGUCAUUCUUAG
This is a messenger RNA of Cavia porcellus (domestic guinea pig), 1044 nucleotides long. RefSeq names its product olfactory receptor 10T2-like. NCBI's taxonomy places the organism in Eukaryota, Metazoa, Chordata, Mammalia, Rodentia, Caviidae. The record is from RefSeq and is a predicted model, not a curated record. Gene Ontology annotation, biological process: G protein-coupled receptor signaling pathway; detection of chemical stimulus involved in sensory perception of smell. The coding region runs from base 1 to 1044 and encodes 347 amino acids. The transcript has 2 exons. Gene Ontology annotation, cellular component: plasma membrane. Gene Ontology annotation, molecular function: G protein-coupled receptor activity; olfactory receptor activity.